GGAGAUAAACAUAUGAUGGUGAUAUAGACUUAAUCUGGCACAAAAGGUCACAUGAACAAAGGAAUUUUAUUAGAAAUAAGCCUAGCAUAAGUGCAAAUACUGAGAAGACUUGAAUAACUGGACUAUAAGGCACAGUCAGGGGAGGGGUGUGGAGUAAAAUGGUGGGUUUAGAUUGUAUGCAUUUAUGUAAUAAACCAUAGAUAGACAUUAUAUGAGUAAGCAGAAUGACACAAAAUGAGGCUUUGAAUUUGAAUAUAAUAAUUCUGACUUUCUUCUUACUCUAUUCUCUAAGGUAACUACAGAGGCUCUUUCCUGGAAUGAAUCAAUAAAUGACACAAAUUACUCCAUGGUGACUGAGUUCAUUUUUCUGGGACUCUCCAAUUCUCAGGAAUUCCAGAUAUUCCUACUGGUGUUCUUUUUUAUAUUCUAUGUGGGAAUUGUGUUUGGAAACCUUCUUAUUGUCAUAACUGUGGCUUCUGACUCCCAUCUUCACUCUCCCAUGUACUUUCUUCUGGCUAACCUCUCACUCAUUGACCUAUGUCUGUCUUCCGUCACAGCCCCCAAGAUGAUUGCUGACUUUUUCAGUAAACGCAAAGUCAUCUCUUUCAAGGGUUGCCUUGCUCAGAUAUUUCUCGUUCACUUUUUUGGUGGGAGUGAGUUGGUGAUCCUUAUAGCCAUGGCCUUUGACAGAUAUGUAGCAAUCUGUAAACCUCUUCGCUACUCUACAGUUAUGUGUGACCAUGUAUGUUUUGGCAUUGUGACUGCUGCAUGGGGAACUGGCUUUCUCCAUUCAGUGAGCCAGUUGGCUUUUGCAGUAAACUUACCUUUCUGUGGUCCCAAUGAGGUUGAUAGCUUUUACUGCGACCUACCUAGGGUUAUCAAACUUGCUUGUAUAGACACCUAUAGAUUGGAUGUCAUGGUCAUUGCUAACAGUGGUGUGCUCACUGUGUGUUCUUUUGUUUUCCUAAUCAUCUCCUAUGCUAUCAUCCUAGUAACCAUCCAGCAACGCCCUUCAGACAAGUCGUCCAAGGCUCUGUCCACUCUGACUGCUCACAUCACAGUAGUUCUUUUGUUCUUUGGACCAUGUAUCUUCAUUUAUGCCUGGCCAGUCCCCAUCAAGUCACUAGAUAAAUCCCUUGCUGUGUUUUAUUCUGUGGUCACUCCUCUCUUGAACCCGAUUAUAUACACACUGAGGAACAAAGACAUGAAGACUGCAAUGAGACGACUGAGUAAAUGGAAUGUGAAUUCUAGUGUAAAAUUUUAG
Molecule: messenger RNA, 1264 nt
Organism: Acinonyx jubatus (cheetah)
Lineage: Eukaryota; Metazoa; Chordata; Mammalia; Carnivora; Felidae
Product: olfactory receptor 4F4
Exons: 1
Coding region: 347-1264 (305 amino acids)
Biological process (GO): G protein-coupled receptor signaling pathway
Cellular component (GO): membrane
Molecular function (GO): G protein-coupled receptor activity; olfactory receptor activity
Source: RefSeq, a predicted model, not a curated record